ACCUGUAUUUAAUGGAGGGAAUGUGGAAGGGAAAGAUCAGACUACACGAAGAAAUUAUUGCAACGCCUCCCAAGAAUCCUAUCGAUUUUCCAGACCCAAAGAAGAAGAUCCAGACAAGCUCUUCCGGGGUAGGACAUUUCGAGAAGAAUCAAUCUUGAAGGGUAGUUAUCAGAGUUGCAGUUUUGAAUGUUUUACUUGCAUAACACUUGAUCGGUGGUUGUCAAGGCUGACUGGGGGGAUAGGGAGAGUUAUGGGGGGGAUGAAGCUGGUGGCGCUGAUGAUUUUUGCGGUGCUUUCUGUUACAUCGGCGGCGGAGAAAUGGUGGAAGCUAGAUUCCAGACGAGUCUUUUCUUCACCGUCGGCGGUCAAAUCUAUGCGCACUUCUUCCAUAGUACUCCCACUUCACGGCAAUGUUUAUCCCUAUGGUUUUUAUUUUACCCAAGUCAAUAUAGGGAAGCCGCCAAAGCCCUACUUUCUUGAUCCUGACACUGGCAGUGACCUCACGUGGCUUCAGUGUGAUGCUCCCUGUAGUCGCUGCACGAAGACACCUCACCCACUAUACAAGCCCAAUACUGAACUUAUUGGCUGUAAGGACCCUCUUUGUGCCUCAUUGCAGUCGGGUGAACAGAACUGUGAGACUCUAGAACAAUGUGAUUAUGAGGUUCAGUAUGCAGAUGGGGGUUCUACUCUUGGUGUCCUUCUUACUGACGUUUUCUCUCUCAGCCUCACCAGUGGGGUUGAGAUUGAUCCUAGGCUAGUUAUUGGAUGUGGAUACGAUCAGGUAAUUGGUCACUCUCACCAUCCAGUAGAUGGCGUACUUGGACUGGGAAAAGGGCCAACAAGCAUUCUUUCACAGCUUAGGAAAAUGGGUCUGGUGCGAAAUGUUGUUGGCCAUUGUUUGGGUGGGCAAGGAGGGUAUCUCUUCUUUGGCGAUCAAGUCUAUGAUGCUUCAGAAGUAGUUUGGACUCCAAUGUUGCAUGAUUACAAGAGCCACUACUCACCAGGAGUUGCAGAGCUGAGUUUUGAUGGUAUUAGUACAGGGGUUAAAAAUCUUCUUGUAAUUUUUGAUAGUGGGAGCUCUUAUAGUUAUCUACAUUUUGAGGCAUACCUAGCUUUCAUUUCUCUGAUAGAAGAAGGACUGAGUGGCAAGCCUUUGAGAAAAGUGGAUGAUGAUGACACUCUCCCACUAUGCUGGAAGGGCAAGAAGCCUUUGAAAACAGUUCAGGAUGUCAAGCAAUACUUCAAACCUUUUGCACUAGGCUUUUCCAAUGGACGGAAGGCCAAAUCUCUGUUCGAGAUAUCCCCAGAAUCAUAUCUUAUCAUCUCAUCUAAAGGCAGUGUCUGUUUGGGGGUUCUCAAUGGUACAGAAGCAGGCCUGCAAGAUAUUAACAUCAUCGGAGAUAUAUCCAUGCAAAAUAAAAUGGUGAUUUAUGACAAUGAGAAGAAAUCAAUAGGAUGGACCGCUGCAAAGUGUGAUAAUCCAUCAAGAUCAAACUCUUUUCAGAUCCCUCAAUAUCAGAAACAACCUACACAUCAAGAACUUUAGUAUUUGUGCCUCCAUAGGAUAUUCAGUGGCAGGCAUCCGUUCUGGCAAAUGCAAAACAAUUUUUUAUCUGAGUUUUUCUUGGAUGUAGAGCUCGCUUGAUCUUCAGUUUUCUACCCUUUUCAAACCCAAAGAUUUUGCAUCAGGUAUGAUGUGGGUGAUCACAGAGUUCUAUUAUUCAAAUGGGUUGGUGGUGUUAUAAGCUCAGUAAUGCUACACGAAUAAUACUGAACCUUGUUUAAGGGGCGUUCUUGGCUUUCAUUAGAGUGUAUAUAUUAGCAAUGACAUUUUGUAAGCACAGUUUUAAGUGAACCUUUUUUUUUUGUUUUUUCUGUAGACUGUAGAAUAUUUGAAACUACUUUACAGUUUUAAGUACAAAAGUGUAAACUCACAUUUAAGUCAUUAGAUUGUUUAUCUUUUUGCAUACUCAGAUGACCUUCUA
Cuscuta epithymum is the source of this 1985-nucleotide messenger RNA. Lineage: Eukaryota; Viridiplantae; Streptophyta; Magnoliopsida; Solanales; Convolvulaceae. The record is from the annotation of a GenBank genome assembly.